AUGGCCAAUUCAAAAUAUGAAUAUGUUAAAUCAUUUGAAAGGGAGAAUCAUUUACUACCAGAUACAUAUAUAGUCAUAAGAGUAGAUGGAAAAGGAUUUCACAAAUUCUCAAAGUUUUAUGAAUUUGAUAAACCAAAUGAUGAAAUAGCAUUAGAAGUAAUGAAUGACGCAGCACAUAAGAUCAUGGAGAAAUAUAGUGAUAUACUAAUGGCAUAUGGUGAUUCGGAUGAAUAUAGUUUCUUAUUACGAAGGAAAUGUGAAUUAUAUGAAAGAAGAGAGAUGAAACUAUGUACAUUGUUUGCAAGCUUAAUGUCAACUUAUUAUAUGUUUUAUUGGAAUCAAUAUCAUCCCAAUAGACCAAUUGUGUGGAAUAUGAUCCCGACAUUUGACGGAAGGGCAAUAGUAUAUCCCAAUUUUGAAGUGGUACGAGAUUAUUUCAGUUGGAGACAAGUAGAUUGUCAUAUCAAUAAUUUAUAUAAUACAACUUUUUGGAAUCUUGUAAAAUUAGGAUUAACACCACAAGAAGCAGAGCAAAGAUUAAUGGGAACCGUAUCAUCUGAUAAGAAUGAAAUUUUGUUUAAAGAAUGUAAUAUAAAUUAUAAUAAUGAACUGGAAAUUUUUAAAAAGGGAACUAUAUUAGUACGAGAUUAUGAAAAUUAUAGAGUCCAACAAGAAGAUGGUCUAAGUUCGAGACAAAAACAAAGACAGGAGAAGAUACGGAAGAAAGCUGAAAUCAGUAUAAUGCAUGUCGAUAUAAUCAAUGAUGACACUUGGUGGGACUCUAGACCUUGGUUAAAAGAAUGA
Lodderomyces pseudojiufengensis is the source of this 804-nucleotide messenger RNA. It is a transcript of the gene THG1, whose product is annotated as tRNA guanylyltransferase. The coding region runs from base 1 to 804 and encodes 267 amino acids. The record is from RefSeq and is a predicted model, not a curated record. The transcript has a single exon. Lineage: Eukaryota; Fungi; Ascomycota; Pichiomycetes; Serinales; Debaryomycetaceae. Gene Ontology annotation, molecular function: tRNA guanylyltransferase activity; magnesium ion binding. Gene Ontology annotation, biological process: tRNA modification.